AUGACUGUGAAUCCUUCCAAGACCAAGUUGAUAACGUUCAAUAGGAAAUUAAAUCCAGUGGUAGCCGACUACUUUCUCGAUGGCGACCGGGUGGAGAGAUGCAAUACCAUCAAGGACCUUGGUGUUCUUAUCUACUCUUCUUUUGAGUUUGGUCUCCACAUCAGUAAAAUCUGCGCCAGGGCCUCUCGUAUGCUUGGUUUGGUCUUCCGUUCUUCAAAACAUGGCUUGAAUACCCAUGCCUCUACGAUUCUCUACAAGUCCCUUGUCCGCCAGUUACUUGAGUAUGCAUCUGUAGUUUGGUCUCCAUAUCAGCUCUGCCAGAUUCAUCCUCUACAGUCGGUGCAAAUACGUUUCAUCAGGUUUCUGGGAUGUCGUGCGGGAUUUGAAUUUCGUGAAGUUCCAGUCAACGAGGUGUCACCUGCUUAUGGUCUUCUGAGUCAUGAACGCAGGAGGAGGGUGGCUGAUUGUAUCUUCCUUUCCAAGCUUCUCAAUAACCAAGUCAGCAGCCCCUUCUUACUGGAGUCAAUCAACUUCCGCGUUCCUGCCAGAUCAACCAGACAUCAGCGCCUCUUCGAGCCUGACCAUGCUGGGACCAACUAUCUUCGAUUUAGUCACAUACCUAGACUCGUGCGUUUUGGGAACGACAUUGGCUCUUCAGUCGACCUCUUUGUUGCAGGUCUGGGUGCGGUUCGGCGAGCUGCUGCUGAUGAAAGCCUGAUCAGUGUUGCUUCAUCCUCCAAUGUGCUACUUUUAUAA
This is a messenger RNA of Homalodisca vitripennis (glassy-winged sharpshooter), 756 nucleotides long. RefSeq lists its product as uncharacterized. The record is from RefSeq and is a predicted model, not a curated record. NCBI's taxonomy places the organism in Eukaryota, Metazoa, Arthropoda, Insecta, Hemiptera, Cicadellidae. The transcript has a single exon. The coding region runs from base 1 to 756 and encodes 251 amino acids.